Molecule: messenger RNA, 411 nt
Organism: Lingula anatina
Lineage: Eukaryota; Metazoa; Brachiopoda; Lingulata; Lingulida; Lingulidae
Product: sperm-egg fusion protein Juno-like
Cellular component (GO): external side of plasma membrane
Molecular function (GO): signaling receptor activity
Source: RefSeq, a predicted model, not a curated record
AUGGACCAGAACCGGUACCCAGUUCAGGACCAUAGCCCAGAAAAGAACCAGUACCAGAACCAGAGACCAGACCAGAACCCGUACCCAUUUUGGUACCAGAGCCCAGAACAGAACCAGUUCGGCCUGUGUGAAGAAUGGUGGGAUGCCUGCAAAGAGGAAUACACUUGUCAUAGGAACUGGAUCACUGACAUGGACUGGGGCGAAAUUAACAGCUGCAAAGAGGGCUCGGUGUGUAAAAAGUACAAAGAAUUUUACAGCUCCGCCGCCGACUUUUGCACCGCCAUAUGGCACGAUGCCUACAAGGUGGUCCCAGACUCCGAACCCUGCAUGGUGUUCACAUUCGAUCCCUCCAAACCAAACCCAAAUACAGCUGUGGCUCAAGCUGCUGCCGAAGAAAAGGCUGCCGCAUAA